AUGUCUCUUUUGUGGGGGAAGUUCCGCGGCAAGGUGGACAGUGUCUCGACGUCGCUGCAGGGGAUGUCUAUUUCACGCACCGAAAAGGAUCGUAAUGAAGACGACACAGUCAUUUCCCGGGCGCUCUAUCGGUACUACAAUCCAUCUCCGCCCGAAUGGCUAGUGCAGUCGACUCCAUCGUUGUCGCCAACGGCCAGUAUGGGUGCGCUACCUAAUACCAGUGGACAAGGACCUGACUCUGCGCGGCCGCGACUACAGUCUCGGUCCACUACCGAUUUCAGUCAUAUUUAUUCCCGCCAGUCGAGCUCUCGUGCCAGUGUGAGUACGGAGCGCAGGCCCAGCCAUUCUCCAGCGCCGUUUGCAGAGCCAGAUGCCCCGCCGGGUGCACAAGCUCACACCGGCCGAGGCAAGUUUUCAAAAUUGCGCCACGCAAACUGGUGA
Molecule: messenger RNA, 441 nt
Organism: Wickerhamiella sorbophila
Lineage: Eukaryota; Fungi; Ascomycota; Dipodascomycetes; Dipodascales; Trichomonascaceae
Exons: 1
Coding region: 1-441 (146 amino acids)
Source: RefSeq, a predicted model, not a curated record